Perkinsus marinus ATCC 50983 is the source of this 432-nucleotide messenger RNA. RefSeq lists its product as hypothetical. The record is from RefSeq and is a predicted model, not a curated record. The transcript has 3 exons. NCBI's taxonomy places the organism in Eukaryota, Perkinsozoa, Perkinsida, Perkinsidae. The coding region runs from base 1 to 432 and encodes 143 amino acids.
AUGACGGCUCGCUUCUGGAAGGCACAGAGCAAACGGGUGGCCAGGGCGCUGUGGCAUAAAGAGGGUACUGAGGACAUCAAUAAGAAAGUGUACGUCCCAGUAGGUAUACCCUAUACCGAGGAGGAGUCCAUCAUGAUCGAUAAUUGGGCCAAGUCGGCAAGCGUAACUUCCACUCCAUUGGUGAGGAUGCAUCCACAGACAGCCGAGCCAUUGGCCACCAACAGCCCGAAGGUCCCUAUCACUCGUGGUUGGUCCGGUGUCCCUGCCUAUGGUGAUACAGCUGUACCCGUCACAGAUCUAGUCAUAUGCAUUCAUGGCAUUGGUGAGCAUCUCUGGUCGCAACAAGCCUAUUCCCAGCCCGGUUUAGUCGAGCAAUGUCGAGGUUUCCGUUCCAUGGUCAACGAGCCAGCGUCCGGCUCUAGAAUUGAGUGA